AUGGAGAAUACUAAGACCAUUGAUACACCUAUUGCCAUUGCUACUCCAAUUGACAUGGACGAAACUGGUUCUCCUGUCAAUGAAACAAUGCAUAGGGGUAUCAUUGGGUCUCUUAUAUACUUGAUUGUUAGCAUACCCGAUAUUGUCUUUAGUGCUGGGUUGUGUGCUAGGUCCCAAUCAAGCACAAAAGAAUCUGACUUAAUGACUGCCAAAAGAAUUUUGAGUGCACUCUACAUGGCAAAGAACACGGUGGAACACAAAAGGACAAAGCACAUUGAUGCGAGGCACCAUUUCCUGAGGGACAAUGUUGAAAAGGGUCUGAUUUGUAUGACAUUAUGGAAGACGGAGGACCAAGUAGCAAACAUAUUCACCAAGGCACUGGGCAGGGAACCUUUUGAAAGAAAUCGUCUGGAGUAA
Messenger RNA from Nicotiana attenuata, 417 nucleotides. RefSeq lists its product as uncharacterized. The transcript has 2 exons. The coding region runs from base 1 to 417 and encodes 138 amino acids. The record is from RefSeq and is a predicted model, not a curated record. NCBI's taxonomy places the organism in Eukaryota, Viridiplantae, Streptophyta, Magnoliopsida, Solanales, Solanaceae.